Messenger RNA from Bufo gargarizans (Asiatic toad), 2429 nucleotides. It is a transcript of the gene TMEM212, whose product is annotated as transmembrane protein 212. The record is from RefSeq and is a predicted model, not a curated record. NCBI's taxonomy places the organism in Eukaryota, Metazoa, Chordata, Amphibia, Anura, Bufonidae. Bases 84 to 647 code for a protein of 187 amino acids. The transcript is spliced from 4 exons.
UCUUAACUACAGUAUCCAAGAAACUAAAGUUUACAGAAAGUGCUUGGGAAACACUGUCAGUAAAAAGUAGCACUUUAUGGAAAAUGACGAGCCUCUAUCAGAUUGCUGGCGGAAUCCUAACUGCAUUUGGCACCCUAAGCAUUAUUUCAGGGGUUAUAGCCUUUUUUCCUGUCUUCAGCUACAAUCCUUUAUUUAUUGGUUGGAGUACACGGAUUGCCUGUCCUAUCUGGAACGGAGCACUGGCCCUGUCAAUUGGCAUUCUUGCACUUCUAUCUUAUCGUAAAUGGACACAAAGAUCACUGUGGGAAUCCGCAUUUACCCUGAGUCUUUUAAGUAUCAUCGGAUCCCCUGUUCAAUUUACAGUAGCCAUUGCAUCCAUACUUAUUGGUCCAUAUUGUUACUACACUUUUGCUGGAAUAUCUUCGACCAACUACAUUGGCUAUGCAAUCAAGUUUCCUUUCCCUUAUGCCAAUUUUCAGAAUGUAUGCCAAGUACCCUUACACUAUGAAUGGUAUCAUCUGGCUUUACAAAUCUUCGACCUGACCUCAAGUGUUUUCAUUAUGUGCUCAUCAUUAUCUUUGCUGAUCAAGCUAUCGGCCAGGUUACUACGAACAGGGACAUUAAACGGAAGAAAAAUUAUCUGGUGACAUGUUCAUAUCAUGAGGCGUUGUCAUCAUGGAAAGCUGCAAAGAAAAAUGCACUGAUGCUUGUGUCACAUUUCAUUUACUUACAUGAAAUAGCAAAUGUCUCGCCUGCUUAACAAUGUAUAGGUAAACUGCACGUGUUUCAGGACAGGUUUUCACUAACAUAACUUAAAAGUAUUUUCCAAGACUUGAGAACUGAUAAUCUAUCCUCAGGCUAGGUCAUCAGUAUCUGAUCAGUGGGGGUCCGACACCCAGGAACCCCGCCGAUUAUCUGUUUGAGCACCGGUGACUUCUUUCAGCUCACCAAGCAUAGCGCUGUAUAUUGUAUAACCACUGUGCUUGUUAACGCGCUCAGCCCGUCACUUCUAUGGGGCUGACGCUGCGCCAAGGUUAUGUGACCGAUGAAUGUGUCAUCACUGGCCUAGGAAAAGCUGAGAGAAGGCUGGCGCUAAUGAGAGCACUGGUGCCUUCUCAAACAGCUGAUUGGCGGGGUUCCCGGGUGUCGUGCCCCCACCGAUUAGAUAAUGAUGACCUAUCCAGAUGAAAGGUCAUCAGUAAUAAAGUCUCAGAAAAUCCCUUUAAUGGCUAUGUCCACUUUUGAACAUCACUUCACAGCUAUAUAUUUUGAUAUAUAAUAUUUAUUUAUAUUACACAUAAAAUGUACAAUAAAUGUGUAAAUAAAUUGCAUUAUUUAAUUGCUAUUCAAGCACGUCAAACUGCAUUGAGACCAGAGCUGCACACACAAUUCUGCUAGGCGUCACUGCAAACAUAUUGACAGACAGACAGCUAACAGUAAGCUCGUAUAAUGCUCAUAUAAUGCAGUGUGUGUAGGAUUACUGUACAGCGGCAGAAGUAAACUGUGCAGAUACUGAAAAUGUAGCAAAUACUGGAAGAUUUCAGCAGAAGGGUGCAUUCAGGGUGCGGUCUGCAAAAACACAGAUCUGCAAAAAAGCAAAAAAUAUGGAUGACAUCCCUGUGACAUCCGUGUUGCAUUUGUUUUUGUUUUUUUGCAGACCAAUUGUAACAAUGCCUAUUCUUGUCUGCAAAAUAGGCAAGAAUAGGACAUCUUUUUUGCGAGGCUGCGGAACAGACAUACAGAAAUAAAUGGGUCUGCAUCUGAUCUGCAAAAUAUGUGGAUCGGAUGUGGAGCCAAAAUAGGGUUGUGCGAAUGGGGUCGAACUCUGAUUGCAGCUCUGUACCAUAAAUCUGGUUGUAGUUCGGCACCAGUACAACAUUUUGAAUGUAUGAUUUGUUCCUGGACCUGUCACCUCUCCUGACAUAUCUGUUCUAGUAAAUAAUUGUAUUCCCCAAAAAAUAACAAUUCUGGAUCAUCAUUUCUUAGGUGACUUUAGAAGGCCUGAUGCUGAGCCAUAAUGAGGGCUGAUUGACCAUAAAACAAGUCACUUGGCACUUAUUUAAAGUGCCUUCACACCAGCUGAUGGAAACUGCAUGGGGCGAACUGUCAUUGCUAUGAUUGUCCCCAUACAGAUUACAUUUUGUCUAUAACACAACCCCUGUUCACAUAGGUAGAUGUGCUGCCAAAGAGAAAGCAUUUUUACACCUGCACAAAAGAUCCAAUCAGCUGACAAACAAGUAUUUGCUAAUUUGCUGGCUGAUUCCUGCCCUGUUUACACUGGGCAAUGAUCAGGAACCAGUGUUCUAAUGAACUGCUUAUUGUCUGCCCAAUCAUUGACCCUUGUAAAAAAAAAAAAAAAGCCAUCAAACACCAUAUAACUGUAUCUCAUGGUGAGAACUAACUUCCCAAACCUUUAAUGUGUAGUUGUG